CAGAUAUAGUGAAUGCAGGGUCCGGGGAGACCGGAUAUAGUGAAUGCAGGGUCCGGGGAGACCACAUAUAGUGAAUGCAGGGGUCCGGGGAGACCGGAUAUAGUGAAUGCGGGGUCCUGGAGACCGGAUACAGUGAAUGCAGGGUCCGGGGAGACCGGAUAUAGUGAAUGCAGGGUCCGGGGAGACCAGAUAUAGUGAAUGCUGGGUCCGGGGAGACCAGAUAUAGUGAAUGCAGGGUCCUGGAGACCGGAUAUAGUGAAUGCUGGGUCCGGGGAGACCAGAUAUAGUGAAUGCAGGGUCCUGGGAGACCGGAUAUAGUGAAUGCAGGGUCCUGGGAGA
Staurois parvus is the source of this 339-nucleotide messenger RNA. Lineage: Eukaryota; Metazoa; Chordata; Amphibia; Anura; Ranidae. The record is from the annotation of a GenBank genome assembly.